ACUUUAACAAGAGUGUAUAUGAGUGUCUCACUCCUCAAACACAAACUGGACUUCUUCAAGUGGGGAUCACAAGUCAGAUAUGAAGAUGUUUUGUAGUCAACUGUUUGUUUUGAUUUGUUUGUAUGCUACAGUACAACCGUCCAGUCAAACAGACUCCAGCUCUUUUCUCAUCUACAAUGAGGAUCACAACAGAUGUGUGAAAGUCAUUAAUGACAGUGUUAUACAGACGGCAACGUGUGAUGUAUCUUCUGACGCUCAGCGUUUCCGAUGGGUUUCUUCUUCAAGAAUUAUCAGCGUCUCUCUUAAACUCUGUUUGGGAGCUCAAAACGUUAAAGACUCUGCGAAAGUGAUCCUUCUGACCUGUAAAGAGCUCAGUCCUCUACAGACCUGGGAAUGUAAGAAUGAGACCUUGUUUGGCUUAAAGGGACAACCGUUACAUCUGAACUACGGUAAUCAAGAUAAGACAAGUGUGAUGCUGUUUAAGGGAAAUGGAUCUUGGAGUCGCUGGCAGAUUUAUGGGACUACAGACAAUCUGUGUUCUCAUGGAUAUCAAGAGAUUUAUACUCUGGAUGGGAAUUCAUUUGGAAAGCCAUGUCAGUUUCCCUUUAAGUUUAAUGACAAGUGGUACGCUGAGUGCAUCAUGGAGGAAAGAUCAGACGGCAAACUGUGGUGUUCAACUGAGACAGAUUAUGAUUCGGACAAGAAGUGGGGCCUCUGUCCAACCAAAGGCGUCACUGGAUGGGACAGUGAUCCAGUAACUGGUGUAUUAUAUCAGAGAAACACACAAUCAGCACUGACCUGGUAUCAAGCUCGAGCCAGCUGCCAACAACAAGAUGCAGAUCUUCUCAGUAUAUCAGAACUACAUGAACAGUCUUAUAUAUCAGGCUUCACAGAUUUCUUGAGUUCAGCUUUAUGGAUCGGACUCAACAGUCUUGACUUUGAGAGUGGAUGGCAAUGGAGUAAUGGAAACCCAUUCAGAUAUCUCAACUGGGCUCCUGGUCAUCCCUCUCUGGAGCCAGGCCUUAACUGUGCUGCAUUAAACGCUGGUAAAGCAUCCAAGUGGGAAAAUUUGGCCUGCAGUAAGAAGUUAGGUUACAUUUGCCGCAAGGGAAAUUCAACAGAUAUCACACCGUCAACAGGUGAAGAUCAGCCUAACUUCUGUCCAGUGGGGUGGGUGCCGUACGCCGGUCACUGUUAUUAUCUGCAGCGCACCAAGAAGACGUGGAGUGAUGCUUUGGCUGAGUGUCACAGAGAAGGAUCAGAUCUGGCCAGCAUCCACAACAUAGAAGAACACAGUUUCAUCAUAUCUCAGACUGGAUACAUGUCGACUGAUGAGCUCUGGAUUGGUCUUAAUGAUCAAAGGAUUCAGAAUCUGUUUGAGUGGUCAGAUAGAUCACACGUCACCUUCACUAAAUGGUUUGUUGGAGAACCUUCACACAUCACAAAUCGAAUGGAGGAUUGUGUUCUUAUCACAGGACAGGAGGGAAAGUGGUCAGAUCAUCUGUGUGAAUCAGCUCAUGGUUUCAUCUGUAAGAAGAAAGCUUCCAUUAAACCUGAAGGAUCUCCAGAGGUCAUCAGUCCUGGAUGUCCAGCUGGUUGGUUUAGGUUUGGCUAUUACUGUUAUAGCAUUGCCAUGGAAACCAAAACUUUUGAUGAUGCCAAACUGACGUGUGAGCAGACCGCAGCUAACCUGGUUGAUGUUGGCAGCAGAAAUGAGAGCGCAUUUCUCAUCAGUCUGGUUGGUCUUCGACCUGAAAAAUAUUUCUGGAUUGGUUUGUCUAAUACUCAUCAGAAUGAGCGAUUCCAGUGGAUCAAUGGUGAUAAAGUCAAGUUUACACACUUUAAUGUAGGCAUGCCAGAUAAGCACCGAGGUUGUGUAGCAAUGUUAACAGGAACUUCAGCAGGAUUAUGGGAUGUAUUGGCUUGUAACACUAAACAGAAAUACAUCUGUAAGAAAAUGGCAGAAGGAGUCACUACAACCCGAGAGCCUCCGACCACACGACCUCUCAGCUGCCCGGCUAAUUGGAUUAAAAAAGAUCCAGGAAAUUGUAUUCGGGCCUACAGAAAGGCAAAGGAUGAGAAGAAGACUUGGUUUGAAGCGCGUGACUUCUGUCGAGCUGUUGGUGGUGAUUUAGCGAGCUUUCAUUCAGUAGAUGAAAUGGCUUUGGUAUGGUUUUGGCCUACAUACCCGACGUGGAUCGGCUUCAAUUCAUUGGACCGUAAUUCUGGUUUUGUGUGGUCAGAUCAAACUCCUUCGGAUUAUCGGAACUGGGCCUUUCGUGAACCAAGCAACGUCAACAAUAAUGAGAACUGUGUUGAAUAUGGCAGUAAAUAUAGACGCCAGUGGAAUGAUCGUGAUUGUGAUACUUAUUUAGACUGGAUCUGUCAGAUUCCAAUAGGCACACAUCCAAAAUCCCCACCAACAUCAGUCAUUCAAGAAUUUAACAAGACGUCUGAUGGCUGGAUUCAGUACAAUGGCAGUCAGUAUUUCAUGAAUAAUGAACCGCACACUAUGGAAGAAGCUCGUGCCUUCUGUAAGAAGAAUCAUGCUGAUCUUGCUGUCAUUAAUGGUCAGACUGAGAGGAGGUUUUUAUUUAAACAGAUGUCUAGAAGUGAAAUAUCACAAACUCAGUACUACAUUGGGAUGACUGUAGAGUUGGACAAAUCAUUUAGUUGGGUGGACGGUUCACCUGUUGUAUACACUGCAUGGUCAAAAAAUGAACCAAGUUUCUCCAACAAUGAUGAGAACUGUGUGAUCGUUUUGAAAAGCACAGGAUUCUGGAAUGAUGUUAAUUGUGGUCAUUCGUUAGCCUCGAUCUGUAAAAGAAGUGCAAAUUUUGUCAACACCACCAUGUCUCCAACCACUGUAUCAGCGGGCGGCUGCGCUCCUGAAUGGACUCUGUUCAGAGGAAAAUGUUACAAGCUUUUCAAUAAUAAAAUGUCAUGGCGACAAUCACGAGAUCACUGCAUUUCAAAUGGCGGCAAUCUGGUGUCCGUUCGGAGUCACACAGAGCAAUUUUUUCUCACAACUUUAAUGCUUAGUGCUGUUGAUGACGUGUGGAUCGGUUUAAAUGAGAUUGUCUCAGAGAAAAACUUUAUGUGGACCGACAAUCGAGCUGUCAGAUACACAAACUGGCUUAAAGGUGAACCUUCAGAGUUAGAUGGAAUGGAGGAUUACGAAGAGAUUAUAGACAUAUAUGCUUCUGGACCUUGGCGCCGUAUAACUAACCACUAUCCAAUUGACUAUACGACCUAUGACUGUGUUGUGAUGGUAAAACACCCAGAGAGGUCCACUGGUAAGUGGAAAGUUGAAGACUGUGGAGAUGAGAGAGGUUUCAUCUGCAAGAGGAACACAGACUCUCAGCUGUCCGCUCCCGUGACCACAGCAGUACCACAGAAAUACUUCAGUCUGGGCAAUGAUUCAUAUAAGGUCCAGCUGGAGAAGAUGAGCUGGGAUGAAGCGAGAAGACAGUGUAAAGCUGAUGAUGCUGAUCUUGCGAGUGUACUGAACUCCAUCAGUCAGGCGUACACCAGCCUACAAGUCGACAAACUCAAAGAACCUUUGUGGAUCGGACUCAACAGUAACCUGACACUUGGACGCUAUCGCUGGGUGGAUAACUGGUUUCUGAGCUACAGUAAAUGGGCUACAGGAGAACCCAAAAACAAUUUAGCUUGUGUUUAUAUUGACACGGAUGGAGACUGGAAAACUGCAGCGUGUAACAACACAUAUUAUUCCCUCUGUAAACGAUCAGCAGUUUUUGCCCCUACAGAUCCUCCUCAGCUGCCGGGUAACUGCCCCGAAUCCAAUCAGAGGAAAAGUUGGAUACCAUUUAGAGGACACUGCUAUACGUUCAUGACCUCCACCAGAGAAAACUGGGCUCAUGCCACAGUAGAAUGUAUGAGAAUGGGUGCAUCUUUAGUGAGUAUUGAGGAUCCAAUAGAAUCAAAGUUUAUCCAAAAAAACAUGGAGAUCGUGCAGGAUGAAGUCAAGUCAGUCUGGAUUGGACUUCACCCCAGUAAUAAGGGUGUUUGGAUGUGGAUUGAUAAUACGGUUGUGGAUUACACAAACUGGAAACCGGAGAUGCCAGAUGAUGUUAAAAAAUGUGUUGAAGUUCAGUCAGACACUGGGAUGUGGAGCACCAGCAGCUGUAAUGAUCGCAGAGGUUAUAUCUGCAAGACUGCUAAAGUUAUACCACCAGCAGAGAAGCCAUCAGUCUCAGUUACACCUACAACAGCGAAGUCACCAGUCCCAGAUCUUCAGGUAUCGGCUGGCAUCGCUGUAGGGGUCGUGUUGGUCAUAAUCGCUGUCGCAGGUCUUGCCGGGUUUCUGUUCUUUAAGAGAAAUCCCAGGACUCUGACUGGAUGGUUUGACAGCAGAUUAUAUAUUAACAUCCCCCAGCCUCUAACAGUUUUUGAUAGUAAAGAACCUGCUGCCAACACUGAACAGAAUCAAGAUGAAUAACACAUAAACACACACACAGCUUUUUGUUUUAAUGUAAUGCGUAACUUCCACAAUAAUUAUGUUCAGGGGUCUCAUGCAUCAAAAUGUUUUACAGGGGGAGCAGCUUAAAAUAUUUAAACUGUUAAGACUGUAAUUGGUUGUGACUUGUAAAAAUCAAUACCCUUGAGUGUCAAUGAUGUCACACUUAGCUGAUAAAUGAAUGUUUGUAAAUGCAGAUGUAAAUGGAAUUUUGCCUGAUUGACAGUCACAUGAAGCAGUCAUACAACAUCAGAAGAUUUAUUGGUGAUUUUUAUUUUCUAACUUUAGAAAAUAACCAGAUGAGGCUGUAUAGGACUGCCUAAUUAUUAAUUAACUAAUCAAUUACAGAAUAAAAGUUUUUGUAUACAUCA
Paramisgurnus dabryanus is the source of this 4851-nucleotide messenger RNA. RefSeq names its product macrophage mannose receptor 1-like. Lineage: Eukaryota; Metazoa; Chordata; Actinopteri; Cypriniformes; Cobitidae. The record is from RefSeq and is a predicted model, not a curated record.